Molecule: messenger RNA, 1730 nt
Organism: Heterocephalus glaber (naked mole-rat)
Lineage: Eukaryota; Metazoa; Chordata; Mammalia; Rodentia; Bathyergidae
Source: RefSeq, a predicted model, not a curated record
AGAUGGGCCGUAGCAAGAGUGCUCUUCGCCUGUCAUGGCGCUUAAGUCUGAACCCGAAACGCGCUGUUAGGGUCUGGCCUGCUGGACCGCCUGCUCCGUGACCGUUGACAUCUCCGAGCUGCGUGGGAAACACUCUGGGAAGCCGCACAAUGGAGGCAGUGACCUUCGAGGAUGUGACUGUGAAUUUCACCAUGGAGGAGUGGGCUUUGCUGAAUGCAUCCCAAAAGAAGCUCUACAGAGAUGUGAUGGGGGAAACAUUUAUGAACAUAGCUGCUAUAGGAAGAGCCUGGGAUAACCAGGAAGUUGAAGAAGAAUACAAGAAGUACUGGAGAAAUCUAAGAAAUGAACAGGUAGUGAAACAUUAUCAAUAUAAAGCUUGGACUCAGUAUGAAGAAAUAUUCCUUUGGACUCCAGAUGCUAAUGUGAAUAUGAAACAAGCUGGUUUAAAACCAGCUGAAAGUCUUGCUUGUAGAAAGCCCCUGAUUGGGUAUUUGUCACUAAAUGUACCCAUCAUAGCUCCCACUGGACUGAAGCCAUCUGAAUAUUUGGGCUUUGAAGAGGAGCUGUAUAAAUGUGAUGAAAAUGGAAGAACGUGUGGUGAUUUGCAGUCCCAUCAGAAGUACGCAAGGACAAAUGCUGGAGAGAAGCCCCAUGAACAUAAACAGUGUGGGAAAUCCUGCUCUGAUCUUAGUGAAAGAACUUACCUCAGAGAGAAAGCCUUUGUAUGUAAGCAAAACCUGAAAGCCUCCAACACACCCAGUGAUGUUCAGAUCUAUGAAAGAAAUCACAGUGGGGUGAAUCAAUAUGUAUGUAAACAGUAUGAGAAAGCCUUUAUUUCAUCCCACUAUAUUCAAAUACCUGAACAAAGGCACGCUGAAGAGAAACCCUGUGUGUCUAAGGAAUGGAAGAAAGGGUUCACUUACAGUAAUUCUUUUCACAGACAUGUAAGUAUCCACACUGGAGAGAAAACCUAUGUAUGUAAGCACUGUGGAAAAGCUUUCAGCACACACAGUCACUGUCAAGUACAUGAAAGAACUCACACAGGGGAGAAACCCUAUGUAUGUAAACAAUGUGGGAAAGCUUUUAGCACACAUAGUUGUUGUCAAAUACAUGAAAGAACUCACACUGGGGAGAAACCGUAUAUGUGUAAGCACUGUGGAAAAGCUUUCAACACACAUAGUCAUUGUCAAAUACAUGAAAGAACUCACACUGAGGAGAAACCCUAAGUAAGCAAUGUGGGAAAGCUUUCAGCACAAGUGGUACUUGUCAUAGAAAAGAACUAUUUGGGGAGAAUCCCUAUGUAUGUAAGCAAUAUCAAAAAAUUUGCUGCUAAGUCCUCAUUUCAUAAAAAUCACUGGGUAAAACCCUGUGUAUGUAAACAAAUGUGAGAAAGCUUUCAGUACAAACAUAUUGCAUAAAUGAAAGAAGUUGCACUGGGGAGAAAUUUUAUGUAUGUAACCCUAUUUUGAAAAUCCUGUGAAAAUUUCUGACAAGGACCGGUAGAAAUAAUACAAAAAAUUUUAUGUCAAUAUUUCUUCCUGAAUUUUCCAGGAAAUACAAUCCCAGAUGGAGAUAUCCUAAAGUACAAACAUUGUGUUUUUCAGUAAAUAUAAAUAUCUUGAUUAUGUAUCCAUACUGUUUAAUAUAAAAAUUGUGUUGAGAUUAUGUAUUUUUUUGUGUCUGAGCUUAAUGCAUUUUGUGUUAAUUAAACCUGGUUAAUUGAAAUAUUA